Molecule: messenger RNA, 2596 nt
Organism: Python bivittatus (Burmese python)
Lineage: Eukaryota; Metazoa; Chordata; Lepidosauria; Squamata; Pythonidae
Source: RefSeq, a predicted model, not a curated record
GAUCUGUCUUGGCCUGGGUUAGCGGUCGGCAAUAUCUUUCGGCGUCCUCGAGCAACUGUUCUUGUUACUGUAACAGGGAUAGACAAGCUAACACUGCCUAAGAAUGGAGUAUCUUACCCAGUUGAGAAUGCAGUUCCUUUCAGCCUGGAUGGUGUUGCAAAUUCAAUACAUACUUUGUUUUCUGAGGAAACCCCAGUAGUUGUCCAACUAGCUCCUAGUGAAGAAAGAGUUUAUAUGGUGGGAAAAGCAAAUUCUGUAUUCGAAGAUCUUUCUGUCACACUGCGGCAGCUUCGGAAUAGACUUUUCCAGGAUAACUCCAUUCUUGCUUCCCUUCCUCUCAACUCAUUGAGCAGAAACAAUGAGGUUGAUCUGCUCUUCCUGUCAGAAUUGCAAGUUUUGCAUGAUAUCACAAGCUUGCUUUCUAGGCACAAACAUCUGGCCAAGGAUCAUUCGCCAGAUCUAUAUUCUCUAGAACUUUCUGGGUUGGAAGAAAUAGGUAAAAGGUAUGGGGAAGAUUCACAGCAAUUCAAGGAUGCUUCUCAGAUUCUUGCAGACUCUCUGCAAAAGUUUGCAGAUGAGAUGUACAACCUCUACAGUGGGAAUGCAGUGGUAGAAGUGGUGACUGUGAAGACUUUUGACACUCCCUUUGUGAGAAAGUCCAGAUCUAUUCUACAGUCCUCAGAGAGCAAGCCUGAAAAUCCAUAUAAUCUAGGAUAUGCAUACAACUUUAACUAUGCUGUUGUCUUCAAUAUAAUUUUCUGGAUUAUGAUUGGACUUGCCAUAGCUGUGAUUGUCAUCUCCUACAAUCUCUGGAAUAUGGAUCCAGGCUAUGACAGCAUCAUUUAUAGAAUGACCAACCAGAAAAUUAGAAUGGAUUGAUCUUUAGAUGCAAACCUAAGAGGAGAAAUGCUUCAUCAGUAUUUUGGCAGCAUUCAAUAUGGACUCUUCAUAGUGUGAAUAUUUUUACGAAGUACCCAUUUGUGUUUUGUGAGGAUAUAUUAAAGUUUAGUAGUGGGUAUGGUCAACAUGCAGAGUUGAAAAUGAGCAGUACUACACAACCAUGAGCUAGUUCCUAUUGAAUAUAUAUAACAUUCUACUUUGUGACCGUGCAGUGUGCAUUUUGCUUUAGGGAUGCUUCUUUAUAUUGCUUAUGACUAAUGUAUAAAUAUACUGAAAUAUUCUAACACUUUUCUUACACUGGAAGUUUAGGAUGUUCUCUUAAUUUAUGUUGUAGAUGAACAAAAUAAUUUAUGAUGUAAAUAAUUCAAAUCAUAGGAUUUUAAUCCUAGUAAGGCUGAUUAUUCAAUGUAAAAGUUCCUUUAAGCAGAGGUAUCUUUUUAAAAUACAACCUUGCUGUACAUGUGUGUAUAUCUAUCCUAAUUCAAAGUGACUGUGUUUCUUAAAGUUCUGAAAUUAUUUGAAAGAAGAAAAAUACAUAUUGGUACAGCAGCAGUAUUAGAAAUUGCAGUAAUGUAGAAUCUUCUGGUAUUAAGUCACUGGAUUGUAUCAAUAGUCUCUGCUUUAUGAAUAGUGAAUUCUGUUGAAAACUUCAGUUAUAUUCUACAUUCUUCUAUAACGUGCUCAGUUAGUAAAUGGUACAUAGUGGCCUGGGUUCUUUGUCUCUGACAAGUACUUAUUUCAGUUCUUGACAUAUGCUGAAGAAACAAAAAGGGUGAAAUUUGAGUGGAAUGUUGUAUUCACAGGCAUCACAUGCUAGGUAUAACCAUAGCACUGAAGAUUAUAUAGGCCUUGACAUCAAGUAGAAUCUGCUUGCAGUGCAAAAUUAAUAUUAAAACAAAUGUAAUGGCUUGAGAUCUGUUUUAUGUAUUUGAAAGCUAGUUGUUAUGGUACAAUUGCACAGAUUCAUUCACUGUGAGGAACUAAAUAGAUAUGCUAUUAUAGAGAGUAUAAUAUAUUUAGCAUAGAGGGUCAACAAACACUCCAUCUAUAAAUGUACUUAAUAUGUUAUACUAGUAUAUACAUUAACAUCCUUUAAUUUAGGAGGUUUAUUAUCUUGGUAUAUUAAUUGAUAUUCAACUGCUAUAAUAGGGAUAUCAGAGUUUCUUCUAGAUCUUGUAGCUGGCACUAGUAUGCCAGGACUUGGUUAUUUAUGUUCUAGUUAAACUAUGACAGGUAUGUUUUCAGUGAAUGUAAACACUGAUCUGAUAUAGGUGAAAAAUUCCCCAUAUGCAUAUGACUGAAAAUACUUGAAUUCCAGUUCCAGCAGGGAGAAUCUUUCCCACUGUAGAAAUAGAUGUUUAAUUUAUUUUUCUUUAUUGUUUUGCUUUAGCUAUAUGUAUAGAAUGGUGAAUGAUAAUUUGUUUCUGAUGAAGCUGAUGUCUUAUUGUCUUUAAAAUUCCUCACAGUAAUUACUGGAAGCAUGAGGGGGUUGGACUGCAGAUCUGAAAUUAAUCUGAAGCUUGAGAAAACCAAUAAAUAAUAUUUAAUCUUAAACUGAUGUACUUAAAUGAGUUCCAGUUAGAAAACAGUCGAUUAUGGGCAUGAUACAGUCAAGAAUUAGGCACUGGUUUCUCUGUAGUUGUGUUCAGUUUAUAAAUUUUUCAAUAUUGAUACGAAUAAAAAGCUUUGUUAGUGA